AAAGAGACAAGUUGUCAAGAGAGGUGGGGGAGGAAGAAGACGAUCUGAUCUUCGAUACACCAUCGUCUUCCUCCUCGAUCCCAUUAAGAUACGUAUUCUUACUUCUGCCUUGUUUGUAGAUCUCUUGUCGGAUCAUCGGUUUGUAACAUUGUCGGAAUCCGACAGAAAUGUCGUUGAACAUGAAAACGUUUACUCAAGCUCUAGCAAGAACAGCGGCUGUGAUCGAGAAGACGGUGCAAACCACAGUACAGGAAGUCACAGGACCGAAGGCUCUUCAAGACUACGAGCUUCUCGAACAGAUCGGUUCCGCUGGUCCUGGCCUCGCUUGGAAGCUGUACGCAGCUAAAGCGCGUGACACCACGCGUUCUCAGCAGUACCCGACGGUAUGCGUGUGGAUGCUUGAUAAGCGAGCUUUGUCUGAGGCUCGUGUCAGAGCUGGGCUGUCUAAGGCAGCUGAAGACGCGUUUCUUGAUCUGAUUCGAGCUGAUGCAGGAAAGUUGGUGAGGUUGAGGCAUCCCGGUGUGGUUCACGUGGUGCAGGCGCUUGAUGAGAAUAAGAACGCUAUGGCUUUGGUUACAGAGCCGCUCUUUGCCUCUGUGGCUAAUGCGCUUGGGAAUGUGGAGAAUGUGGCUAAUGUGCCGAAAGAUCUGAAGUCAAUGGAGAUGAGCUUGUUAGAGGUGAAGCAUGGUCUGCUCCAGAUUUCGGAGACACUGAACUUUCUCCACAACAAUGCCAAUCUCAUCCACCGAGCCAUAUCUCCCGAGAAUGUUCUUAUUACUUCAGCUGGUUCUUGGAAGCUCGCCGGAUUUGGUUUUGCUAUUUCAGCAGCACAGGGUGGAAAUUUGGAUAACAUGCAAUCAUUCCACUAUUCUGAAUAUGACGUCGAGGAUUCAAUGCUGCCAGUCCAGCCGUCACUAAAUUACACUGCACCUGAACUAGUGCGCAGCAAAAGUCCUUCAGCUGGAGCUUCUUCGGACAUUUUUAGUUUUGGAUGCCUUGCCUAUCAUUUAGUUGCUCGGAAACCGUUGUUAGACUGCAAUAACAAUGUAAAGAUGUACCUGAACACGCUGAACUAUCUAACAAAUGAGUCUUUCUCAUCUAUACCCUCGGACUUGGUAUCGGAUUUGCAAAGGAUGCUAUCAAUGAACGAGACCUUUAGACCAACAGCAUUAGAUUUUACAGGAUCUAGUUUUUUCCGCAGCGACGCUAGGUUACGUGCUCUCCGUUUUCUUGAUCACAUGCUUGAAAAAGAAAACAUGCAGAAGUCCGAGUUCUUGAAAGCAUUAUCAGAUAUGUGGAAAGAUUUUGAUUCCCGUGUAUUACGGUAUAAGGUGCUUCCGCCUCUUUGUGCUGAACUUAGGAAUUUGGUUUUGCAACCAAUCAUCUUGCCAAUGGUUCUAAUUAUAGCACAGUCUCAGGAUAGGAAUGACUUUGAGUUGAUAACACUACCGGCUCUUGUUCCUGUUCUGAGUACUGCUUCUGGAGAUACAUUACUGUUGCUUGUAAAGCAUGCAGAGCUUAUUACUAACAAGACUGAUAGCGAGCAUCUUGUAUCGCAUGUCCUCCCUUUGCUUCUCCGAGCCUACAAUGAUAAUGAUGUCCGUAUACAGGAAGAAGUUCUUAAAAGAUCCACAGCUGUCGCUAAGCAACUCGAUGGUCAGGUUGUGAAGGAAGCAAUUUUGCCUCGCGUACAUGGUUUGGCUCUCAAAACUACAGUUGCUGCGGUCAGAGUAAAUGCUUUACUCUGCUUAGCGGAGCUGGUUCAAACGCUUGAUAAACCCGCUGUUAUUGAAAUUCUGCAAACAGUUCAGCGUUGUACUGCUGUUGAUCGUUCUGCACCUACCCUUAUGUGUACCCUUGCCAUCGCAAACGCAAUUCUCAAACAGUAUGGAGUUGAAUUCACAGCGGAACAUGUGCUUACUUUGAUGAUGCCGCUUCUUACUGCCCAACAACUUAACGUUCAGCAGUUUGCCAAAUAUAUGCUAUUUGUCAAGGAUAUUCUCAGAAAAAUAGAGGAAAAAAGAGGAGUUACAGUGAACGAUUCUGGAAUCCCAGAGGUGAAACCUCAUUCUACUACUGCCAAUGGACUCCAGUUUCAGUCGUUGAACCAAACGCCUGAGAAAGUUGCUUCUGCAGCUAAGAGCAGCCCAGCUUGGGAUGAAGAUUGGGGUUCUCCGAGCAAAGCUUCUGCCGUGGGAAAUCAUGGAUCUUCUCAUCAAGUCACAAACAAUCAGUUUAACAAAUCCUCAAAGCAGUCACAGCCAUCGACCAUGUCUACUUCGCAAAACAAGGCAACAGCGCCAACCACAUGCCCUCCAGUGGAUAUUGAGUGGCCUCCAAGACAACCUUCAAGUGUCUCUGCUCCAGCUAUAGCUGAUGAGACACAGCUAAACACAGGAACAACAUCUACUCCUGGUUUUGAUGAAUUAGAUCCUUUUGCAAAUUGGCCUCCACGUCCCAACAACAACGGCACUUCUGUUGUUUCUACCGGUCUCAACAAUGGUACCGCAUCUGGUUUUAGCAACAAUUUAACAGCCGGCACUUCUUUUCAGACAGCUAACAAUGACAAUUGGGCAUUCAGUAACGCCUCCUUGUCUUCACUAAAACCACCCCAGCAAAGACAGAGCCAAGGAGUGCCAUCUUUCUCCAGCGGUUCUAACAAUAACCAAAAGCCAGCAGACAUCAGUUCCAUAUUCAGUUCAAGCAAAAACGGUCAGCCUGCAAUGAAACUCGCGCCACCACCUUCGACAGCAAUGGGAAGAGGAAGGGGAAGAGGUAGAGGUGGAAACUCAAAGCCCAAUGGUUCACAAACAUCUCUACUGGAUCUUCUAUGACCAAAGGCUCCAGGAGUUGGUGUUUGGUCGUGCAGUGAAUAGAAGCUUGUACACAUUGAAAACCUUACUACAGCUUCAUGUUCUAUAAACAUCUUCGGGGAUUAGUUCUUUUCACAUAUAAACCUUACUACAGCUUCAUGUGUUUCAGGUUGUUUCUGUCUCUCUCAAAUUGUGUAAAUUUUGUUCUAAUUGCUUUUUUGCUCUCACGUUGCUUCUUUGGUCAUUCGGCUGUUACGCUGUUUUCAUGUAUACGGGUUUUCUUAAAUAUAAAAUUGAGUUAUCG
Eruca vesicaria subsp. sativa (arugula) is the source of this 3117-nucleotide messenger RNA. Lineage: Eukaryota; Viridiplantae; Streptophyta; Magnoliopsida; Brassicales; Brassicaceae. The record is from the annotation of a GenBank genome assembly.